Messenger RNA from Clarias gariepinus (North African catfish), 4291 nucleotides. RefSeq names its product coiled-coil domain containing 146 (gene ccdc146). The transcript is spliced from 20 exons. Gene Ontology annotation, cellular component: cytoskeleton. Bases 423 to 3275 code for a protein of 950 amino acids. Lineage: Eukaryota; Metazoa; Chordata; Actinopteri; Siluriformes; Clariidae. The record is from RefSeq and is a predicted model, not a curated record.
UCCUGCAGGAGGCUAUAUUCUGAACAUCUGCAGAUGGGAGGAGAAAGAGUUUUAUCUGGUCCAAACUGCUCUUUUAGUUGAGUGCAACAUUUCCCUAAAGGAUUUGUAAUCCUGGAACACUCUUCAGUCUGAUGGCUCCCUGGUGGAAGUUAUUUUAAAUGAGGAAUAGGUCCAGCGCUGGUGGGGAGGAAGGAUGGCGCCCUCUAGUGACCAUUAUGUGUCGCUACAGUGACUAGUGUCUGCUUGAGCAGUUGUCACGGAAACGCCAUGAAACAAUACAGUUGCUGAGAUUUCAACUUCGCCGGCACUUCGUUCAUCCAGUUAUAGAGAUGUUUUAAUAAAGUCUAAUUUAACGUUAAUGUUAAUGUAUAUGUUGGUAUUGUAAUGUAUUGGUUGGAUUUUUAAUAACACGGAGACGCUAAAUGAUCAUGAGUCAGUCAGAAAAGAGCUGCUCUCCUCGACCCAGAGGCAAUGAAGACCAAAAUCACAUUGCCUUAGAGGAGUCCAUCUGUGCAUCAGUGCCCAAGUCUAAUUUACAGGAAGUAUAUACCAGCUCACUUUCGACCAGUUCGGCCCUCCAGUGCCUAGAGGAGCUUUUCUUGGUGGAUAUAAUUAGUGGAGAUAAAAUGGCUCAACUAAAGGCCACCUUCAAUUUGCUGCAUGACACUGUACGAAGCUCUCAGGAGUCUGAGCUGAAACUACUGCAGGAAGAGGCUUGUUUCCAUGCUGAGCUGAAGCUGCAGCAACAGGAGUUAGAGAAGGCUGAGCUGUUGGAUGAGGGCCAGGAUACGGAUAGAAGCUGCACAAGAAAACAACUUUUACAGUUUCACAACAAUCUCAGAGAGGCUGAAGAGCGAGAACACCAGAUACAGUACAAGCUGGAGUGUCUUCAGGUGGAAAAAAUGUGUCUCAAGAAGGAGUAUGAAAGCCAGGCAAAGUCUGAUGAGCAGGAAAACAGGUCCAAGGCUCUGAAGGAGAGCUGUGAGAAGAUGAAGAAGGAGAUCAUGCAGAGACAUCAGGAGAUCAGGACACUAACAGAGAGCAUCAAGUCAAGUGAUACACAGUUGCAGAAGGAGCAACAACAGCUGGAGAACAAAAUGGAAAUGAUCACAAGUAAAGAGGCUGAACUGGCUCAGCUGAUUUCCAUUCCUGGUCAACUGGGAAAAGAAAUUGAGAGGAUCAAUUGGAAAAUAAAAAUUGUACAGAAGCAGAAGGCCGAAUCUGAGAUGCAGCUGCUGGAGCUGGCAGAGAGCGUAAAACAGACACAGGUGUGCUGCAGGCAGCUGGAUGAAGGGUGCAGGAGCAUGAUGAAGAAGCUCAAGGAAUACAGGGCCCAACUGGAGAUGGCUCAGAGAGAGAGCAGCAUGCUACUUAAAGAACAGGAGAUGAUCAAAGAAGAGGAGGCUGUUCUCCUCCAACAAAGAGGCCUGCUGGAAAUCGACCUGAACCACACCAGGGAGGAGAAAAUGACCCUUCAUGACAGCCUUGUUAAGAAGGUGCGAGAAAAGGACCGGCUUCAGCGUAGAUUAAAAAACGCACAACUACAGCACAAAUUGUCUAAAGAUGCUUUGCUUCACACUGAGGAGCUCUACAACAGAACGAAGACCCAGAGGGAUAUAAUGCCUAAGGAUGAUGACUUGCUACAGAAAAUCCAUGAUCUGCAAUCAGAAGUAGACAACCUGAAACUAAAAGUAGCCCAUCAGCAGUCAGUUAUGGGUGAUGAGGCCAAUGUGUUUGAGCAGUGCACAGAGCAGAAACUGGCUCUGAUAAGGCAGUGUAAUCACCAUCAUGAUGAGUUACACCACCUUCAUGCCCUGACCCGAAUUAAAGCAGACGAGAGAGACCAGAAGAGCCGAGAGCUGCUCAAAGCUCAGAUGAGAUGCAACCAGAUUAAACAGGACAUCCGAGGUAAACAGCUACAGAUUUUGGAGCACAAAAAACAAUACCAGGAGUUUCAAUCAAGACACUGUGUUUUUGCCAAGCUGUAUGAUACCACCAAAGAGGAACGAAACAAAUGUGUAAACCUACUACAGAUUGCAACCCAGCGCAUCACCAAGAUGAAGGAGAAGUUUACAAUUCUGGAGAAUGAGAUUGAGAUUCUGCACAGCGAAAAAAUUAAGAAAGACAGGCUGCUGCAAAGGUCUCGUCUAAAGCAUGUACACAACCACACAAUCAGAGAUAGCUUGAGGAAUGACAUAUCCAAGGUGACCUGGAUGCUUCACGAGAUGCAACACAAGAGUGAAGAACAGAGACUAAAGAUUAUUAAACUUGGACAAGUGAUCAAUACCCAGGAACAAGACCUGCUGCAAAUGUGCAAGAACCACAAAACCUCUGUCCAGAGCCGCAAUGAUCGGGGUGUGCAACUCCUAGAAAGAGAGGAGGAAAUGUGUGUCUUCUAUGCAAAGCUAAAUGUGCAGGAGAAUCUCAUCUGUGAGGGGACGUUACAGUUACAGGCCCUAGAAGAAGAGAUCUGCUCUCUUAAGAUGCUUAUUAAUGAGGAGCAGAGGCAAAUCAGCUUGAGUAAAAAACAGGUGCCUUUCAAGAGACCGCUGGAGGAUGAGUGUGCCUUACUACAGCUACAGCUGUCUGAGUGUAAGGAACACAAUUUUUCUUUGGAGAAGACUCUCGAGGACCAGGUGACACAGAGGAGAUUGCAUAAACUGAGUGGUAAAGAUCCAUCUCCUCCUGAUCUUAUCAAAAAGAUUGAACAGUUGGAGAUGCAAUUGGCAGCAAAAGAGGCUCAGCUGCUGGAGAAAGAGCUGAUCUAUGAGCAGGUGACCCGACUGUCUCAGGACAUACGCACAAAGGCAGAUCAUGGUAAAAAGGGCACCCUCCGACUGGCCAAGAAAGUCAAUGAGUUCCAGGGCCGCAUUAAGGAGUGCACUAAGAAGCUGAUGGCUGUAGUGUCUGAGCUGGCCAUGCGUCAGACGCAGGUUCUGUGUCUGCAGCAGGAGCUUCAUGAGAAAGAGAUUGAGCUUGACUCGUGCCACAGAAGAGUGGAGAUGGGACUUGCACCGUCUGACACCCUGGAGCAGGAGUGGCUGCAGCAAAUGCGAGCUCAGCAGAAAUGCCAGAUGACUGAGGCAGAAGAAUGGAGUCAGCUCCCAAACGAAGUCUACACCACAGCAGAGUUGCGGCCCAAUUUCUACAUCCCAGUUGAAGACGCGCUCCCUCUCCCCAAACCCUAUGGAGCCCUGGCACCUUUUAAACCGAAUGAUCCUGGAACCAAUAUUCGGCACAUCCGUAAGCCUCAGCCCAAGCCCCUUGAGAUCUAGAGCCCCAUGUUACGCUCAUGUCCACAGCAUAUUCAUACAUACCGGCUUGAGUGCAUACUCAGAUAAAUUUAUUUUGUCAGAUUUGAGUAAAGUGAGAUUUGUCAAAGUUGCAAAACUAAACUGAGAAAGAAUUCUUUUGUUUUGUUUUGUUUGAGUCACAGGGGUAUUAAAAGUCACAAAUGGCAAACUAUUAUGCCAUAAUUGUUUUGCUUAGGUUUUUUUUUUUUUUUUUUUUGGCGAUUUUGAACUAUAACAUUUUAACUCCAUCUUCCACAGUGUUGUCACAAUGGAUCAGCAUGCAAUUGUGUUUGUGAAGUAAAUGUAAAUAACUAAUUUAGUUUCAAUAAUAUACUGGUUAAGUUUUUAUUAAAAAUAUAUCAAAUUAAUUUUUUUGUAGUGAGUCAUUAGCAGCAAACUGGAACAAGGAUUGUAAAAAGUUUUCAUAUUGUCUCUCAUGUAAUUAAAACACAAACCAUUUUUUCAUCAUUAGCCUUCUGCUCUACCAGUUUCAGUUUCACCUUUGCUAUAGAUAACAUUUUGUGCCUGAGGAAAAUAACUUGCCAGAAUAAAUAUUAGUCUAAAAAAGGUAUUGUGUUUUGCAGUGAAACCCAUUAUUUCCACAUCACCAUAAAAGUAUACAUCUACUCUGAUUUUUACCAGAAAGCUGUCUUUUUUCCAAUGAAAAAUGUUAUAAAUGCUUUUGAUUAGUUUCCCCAUGUGUGUUGGCCAAAGCAAGCUUUCACUAAAACUUAACUCUAAAUAAGAGUUCAUAUGAGGAAUUCAGAGAGUUCCUGGCAGAAAUGCACUUUAGGGAUCCAGAGCCGGUUUCGUGGAAAUUCAGAGGAAUAGAGCCUUUACUGUCACUCCCUUUUGCAUAGAAUUCACAUUUUUAUGAAGUGCAUGUUCUACAUGCUUACAAACUGUGUUUUAUAGGGAAGAACAGAUGCUUUACUUUGCACAACCUACUUCCUGUCAAUCACAGUGACGUUGAGAUUCAUCAGCAGCUUCCUUCAACU